AUGACCACCACCGUAGAAGCUCCGACCCUUUCAUACAUCCAAGUCCCCGAGACAUCGGAGUCUCUGGACUGGGCCGACUUGGUGACUCUCGACCUGUCGAAAUUUGAUCAACCAGGGGGGAAGCAUGAGCUAGCUACUGAGUUCAUCAAAGCCAUCGAAGACGUCGGAUUCUUCUAUGUCAAGAACCACGGCCUGAGCCGAGAGGAUAUUGACAAUCAAUUCGCAAUCGCCAAUUCGACCCUCUCCCUCUCAAACGAAGAGAAGUCCUGGUACCGGGCAGCUCUCGAACAAGGCGACUACAACGGAUGGAAACCAGCGGGGACGCGCAACCUGAUUCCCGGAGUCAAGGACAAUUUCGAAAUCUAUAACAUUCCCAAGUUCAUCCCCGAGCAUGCCGGUCGGGUGCACCCAGAAGUGAUCCGGGAGCAAUUGCCCACCAUCGAGAAAUUUUCUAGACAUAUUCACGACGAGAUCGUGACCAAACUGCUGGUGAUCUUUGCAAUCUCGCUGGGCCUCGAAGAUGAGGAGUGGUUUGUAAAAAGGCACCAGUACGAGAAGACCAGUGGUGACCAUCUCCGGUACAUGAAAUAUUAUGCGCGCAGUGAGGAGGAAAACCAAAAAUUAGGAGGUGUUUGGUUGAAAGGGCAUUCAGACAUGGGCAGUUUGACUCUGCUCUUCCGCCAGCCCGUGGCCGCUCUACAGGUUCUCAGCAAAGACGGAACGUGGCGAUAUGUUAGACCACAGAUGGACGCGCUGACGGUGAAUCUCGCAGAUGCACUCCACUUCUUGACUGGCGGGUAUCUGAAAUCCAGCAUUCACCGUGUCGUUGCGCCCCCGAAGGACCAAGCACAUAUUGACCGAUUAGGCGUGCUGUACAUGGUGCGCAUUGAGGAUGACUCGGCCUUGGUUCCUAUCAAGGAAUCGCCAGUUCUGCGCCACCACGGCCUGAUCGGCGACGGUGUGGUUGGCAGUGAUGGGAAUCCUAUUAAGGCUGGGGAAUGGGUCAAGCAGCGAGUGAUCAAGAAUCUGAGCACCACUGCUGCAGAUGACGGGGAUAAUGAAGUGAAUCAGGUGGAAAUCGUCAAGGGAGUCAGUGUGCAGUACUUCGAUUAG
Aspergillus melleus is the source of this 1113-nucleotide messenger RNA. RefSeq lists its product as uncharacterized. The transcript has 4 exons. Gene Ontology annotation, molecular function: dioxygenase activity. NCBI's taxonomy places the organism in Eukaryota, Fungi, Ascomycota, Eurotiomycetes, Eurotiales, Aspergillaceae. The coding region runs from base 1 to 1113 and encodes 370 amino acids. The record is from RefSeq and is a predicted model, not a curated record.